Messenger RNA from Notechis scutatus (mainland tiger snake), 452 nucleotides. NCBI's taxonomy places the organism in Eukaryota, Metazoa, Chordata, Lepidosauria, Squamata, Elapidae. The record is from RefSeq and is a predicted model, not a curated record.
AGAAUACGCCGCUGAAGUGGACAUUUCCAGCCGCCUCAACAUGAACCUGGGCCUGGGCAUCGCCUUCUUCCAGGGACUCUCCAAUGUGGCCCUGAACUGUAUUGUGCUCGGCACCAUCUUUGUCGGCGGGUCCCUCAUGGCCGGACAAGAGAUGACGCCUGGGGACCUCAUGUCGUUUUUGGUCUCCUCUCAGACCGUACAACGGUCCAUGGCCAGCAUGUCGGUCCUCUUUGGACAGGUCUUACGAGGCAUGAGCGCCGGGGCGCGCAUCUUUGAGUUCAUGAACCUGACGCCGGAGAUCCCUCCGUGCGAGAGACAAGCGCUCACCUGCAGCAUGCUGACGGGCCACCUUGAGUUCCGCGAUGUGACCUUCAGGUAAGGGCGGAAGCUUCCCGGGUUAGGAAGGACGACGCCUCGAGUUCGAAGCGCGCCAUUUUUGGCGGAGUGGGGGG